ACCUACGACCUAAGUCUAUGAUGCGAAGUAGUGUGUUCACGUAACAAAAAAUUUUAAUUGAAUUGAAUAAAUCUCUGCAAAAUGCCCAAGUAUUUAUAUUUUGCUUAUGGAAGUAAUUUAUUUGGUGAUAAGUUACGGCACAUCUGCGGUUUCAAUGCAGUCAUGAAAGAUAUUGGUUGUAUAAAAAAUUUUAGAUUGGAUUUUCAAAGAUAUUCUAAAAUAUAUAAUGGAGUAUCGGCAACAAUUGUACAAACAGAAAAUUCAGUUGUAUGGGGUGUAAUCUGGGAAAUCGACUACUGUGGCUUGUCUUCAUUAAAUAAAAAAGAAGGUGUUCAAGAUAAUAUAUGUCGUGUACUGUCAAUGAAUGUUGAAACUCCUAAUGGUACAGUUCUAAGGUGUAGAGUAUACCAACAAUGUAAUAAUCCAAAGAAAUAUGUAAAACUAGCAGAUCUUCCAAUGGAUAGGAGACCUAUACCAUUUUAUCUAGAUACAUUAUUGAAAGGGGCUCAAGAAAAUAAUCUUCCUGCUGAUUAUAUAGAAUUAUUAAAAACUAUACCACAUAAUGGAUAUGAAGAAGAUGACGACAGUGAUUUUGCUUAUUGGAAGGGUACAACUAUUGCGCGUGCCAUGUUUUUAAUGGGAGAUUGAUUGUUACAAUACCUUUCACCUCAAUUUUGUUGAUAAUGUCAAUGAAGAAUCACAUAUUCCAAUGCCAUCUCUGCUGUUAUUUUGUCUAAUACGUCUCAGGGAAUUUUCAAUUUGAAAAAUUUGUCUUUUGUUCAUCUAAAAAUAUUUGAUGUAUAAGUCAAAUUAAAAAUUAAAAAUAAGG
Molecule: messenger RNA, 829 nt
Organism: Camponotus floridanus (Florida carpenter ant)
Lineage: Eukaryota; Metazoa; Arthropoda; Insecta; Hymenoptera; Formicidae
Product: gamma-glutamylcyclotransferase-like
Exons: 4
Coding region: 82-648 (188 amino acids)
Molecular function (GO): gamma-glutamylcyclotransferase activity
Source: RefSeq, a predicted model, not a curated record